This is a messenger RNA of Thermochaetoides thermophila DSM 1495, 1359 nucleotides long. RefSeq names its product zinc finger domain-containing protein. The record is from RefSeq and is a predicted model, not a curated record. Gene Ontology annotation, biological process: regulation of transcription by RNA polymerase II. The transcript is spliced from 2 exons. NCBI's taxonomy places the organism in Eukaryota, Fungi, Ascomycota, Sordariomycetes, Sordariales, Chaetomiaceae. Bases 1 to 1359 code for a protein of 452 amino acids. Gene Ontology annotation, cellular component: nucleus.
AUGAGUGUCGUCUACGAGCCGCGAAACUUUAUCCACGACGGGGCCUACCCGCACAUCGACGAUCAGGACCAAUCUCACGAUCCUACCAACGAUGCCGAUCGCUUCACCGAUCCUACUACCGAGGCUGUUGUCAACGAGUUGGCAUCCGUCGCGACUUUCACGAACCCUGCCCCUCCCCCGCAGCUCGUCGACGAGCCCGAGCCCCGCUUCGAACUGACCGUCGCAACCACUGCGCCCCCAACCACAACUGCCACGACUACCGCUGCUGCUGCUGCUGCUGCUGCUGCUGUUGCUGCUGCUGCUGCUGCUGCUGCCGCUGCUGCUACGGCGCCUGUCGCGGCUCCCGCCCAAGCGCCUAUCAAUACUGCUCCUGCGCCGCCGAAAGAGAACCCUGCUCCCGCCCCGGCGUCUCAGCGCAUCAAACCGAUUCCUAAGCCCGAGAGAGAGGUAACCAGAAAUGAGAAUGGAAAAUUUGUCUGCACAUAUCCAAACUGCACCGAGGACUGCAAGGAGUUUGGUCGCAAAUGCGAGUGGAACAAACACAUGGACAAGCACGACCGACCCUACAAGUGCGCCGCCGAAGGCUGCGAGAAACUUCCCGGCUUUACCUACUCCGGCGGCCUUCUACGACACGAGCGCGAGGUGCACGGUAAGCAUGGCGGCCCCAAGAACUCAUACUUCUGCCCUCACCCGACCUGCAAGCGCCACACCGGAAAGGGCUUCUCGCGCCAGGAGAACCUGAAUGAGCAUUUGCGUCGCGUACACACCUCUGUCGCCCCACCGGCCGUCUCUCCGAACGGCAGCAACACAGUCACCAACGGCAACGGUUCCUCGACAGCCAACCUCCAUCUCGAUGGCCACGCCGCCCACCAAGAGCGGCACCACCCCGUGCAGCAGGCCUCUUCCCAGCUGGCCGGCCAAAAGCGCAAACGUGACGACAGUGAGGUAAUCGCCGAGCUCAAGAAGGAGGUUAAUCGUCUCAGCAUGGAGAAUGAGGAGCUCCGCCGCCGCCUCGAGCAUAACCAGCGCCAGAACAUGCACAUGAUGCAGCAGAUCGAGCAGCUGCAGCAAGCACUCGAGGCCCGCGCUAUUGCCGAGGCGGCCGCUGCUGCGGCCGCUGCUGUUGCUGCUCAUUCUGCGGCUGCCCCCCAGAAUUCCGCCCCGCCGGCUCCUCAGGCUCAGCCUACAACUCCAGCUGCUACUCCUGCACAGCCUCCUCCUACUCCUAGCACUCCGGCUGCGGCAGCUCAAGCUCCCGUUGUGCCGGCUACGGCUAACACUACUGUGGCUACUGCUCCCACGGCGCCCGCUGUGAACCCUGCUGGUACUCCCGGGUCGGCGGCGACGCCUCUCAUCUAG